Striga hermonthica is the source of this 474-nucleotide messenger RNA. The record is from the annotation of a GenBank genome assembly. Lineage: Eukaryota; Viridiplantae; Streptophyta; Magnoliopsida; Lamiales; Orobanchaceae.
AUGUCGUGGUCGAGGUGCGACGUGUGCGGGAAGUCGGCAAAAGGCUUCGCCCUGCGGUGCGGAGCGUGCAGCUUCCAGAUGCACCCAUGCUGCGCCAUGCUGUCGACUCGCAUAAAUGUAGCAGUCCACCCCCACGCCCUCACUCUGCUGCCCACAGAUUCACAUUACUACUGCACUUGCAAUGAGUGCAGUGGUAAGAGAAAGUCUGGCCGCGUCUACCGCUGCACGACUUGCGAGGAUAAUGAGUCUUACUAUCUUCAUGCAGUCUGCGCCAAGUCCUUCAUUAACGGCCUUCACGACAACGGGAUACCAACACCUCAGAAGCCGAGCGCGCUUGGGACCGCGGCCCGCGUGGCUUCCCAAGUUGUGACUGAGUUCAUAGGGGGACUGUUUGAAGGGAUUGGGGAAGGUGUGGCUGAAGCCUUGCUGCAAAAUAUUAUGCCAAGGGGAAGAAGGCAACUUCACCACAACUGA